Batrachochytrium dendrobatidis JAM81 is the source of this 1044-nucleotide messenger RNA. RefSeq lists its product as uncharacterized. The record is from RefSeq and is a predicted model, not a curated record. The transcript has a single exon. Bases 1 to 1044 code for a protein of 347 amino acids. Lineage: Eukaryota; Fungi; Chytridiomycota; Chytridiomycetes; Rhizophydiales.
AUGAAUAUUGAAACAACAAAGACAGCAACAACACAACUGUUGAAUGAAUACUACCAAAUCAGCACUCAAGCCAUACCAACACAGAGAGUCAAGUCUGAAUGGCAGGAUGACAACAAACGAGGUUUGUUUUUGGGAAUCAUCCAAGAGGGAGAAACCUCACACAUCACUCGACUGCACAACCUGCUGGCUGCCAACCAAUUUGCAGAGCAGCAGCAGUUCUCAACCAAGAUCCAGUUGGCAGACCCAGAACAUCAUUGUACAUUCAUUGAUGACAUGUUUGGGUAUUACAUACUGCCAUUCCACAAAGACUACAACGAUUCAUCCAGCUGGCACACUCCAGUUUCAUCAAACCCAACAUCAAGAACCAACUCUGCUGAUGAUCUGGACUAUGUUGCAAAAGUGAGUGAGCUACAGCACAAGGACUUGAACAAGGUGGUUGAGAAGAGAGACAGUGUCUGCUUGUUUUGCUGGAAUAAGCUGUCCUUGCAAGGAGCACACAUCAUAUCCCAAAAGAACAUUGGAAUGGCAUACAACGAACCAUCCAUCCUGCUACGAUCUGGUUUGACGCAGAAACAUCAAAUACAGAACGGACUGUUGUUGUGUAUCAAGUGCCAUAGCCAAUUCGGUAAACUAAGGCGAUAUGUCGAUGUAGUGGAUGACAAACUGGUGAUCAAAGUGAUCAAUGAGACGAAUGACUCAACAAGUGACAAACACAAGAAUUGGGAACGAACUGUUAGAGUGCUCAAGUUGAUUCGGUCCUAUAUGCAAGAGAGAUGGACUGACAAUCGACAAGCAGUUGAAUCCAACGAUGAAAUGGCAUUGUAUUUCAUUCACAACAAUCCAACUCGACUACCAAACAGGAACGCACUAGAGUUCCACAAGACAACAUGUCUUAUUUGGCGUAUGGCUGGUGGUGUAGAAUCUGACGAUGAGUAUUGUCCAUAUGAUGAUGACGAUGGCUGUACUCCUGUGGAUUACCGGAGUAAGAGCAUCGAAAAAUGGAUGGACUCAAGUGCUACCUUGAUUAUUGAAAAUGUUCAAUAA